UGGGGCCACAAAUGACCAUAUUCUGUACGAUGUCUUUAUUCGGGCUGAAUGGUCCCUUGGAGCAGAAAAUUUGAACAAGACUGGGUUUGAUAUUGGUCAGCUGAGAGGAUCACUACCCAAGAAAUUCUUGACAGUUGCACAAAAUUCCUUUUGGUGGUUGGUGAGAGGCAUUCAGUACACUGUUAGUGGGAGUAAUCAGAUAUUGGGGCUUCCAACACAGCUCUACAAAAUUAUAAGCAGCUCACUCAACUGGCAGUUUGCUCUAUCCAGUGAUGGAAAGCUCCUUGCAGUACUUCAAGAAAGUUGCAUUGAGAUUAGAUCAUUUAUAGAUGACUUUGAAUCAGUUAUUGCAAAAUGCACGGUCGAGGAAGACGACUGUCCACAGUGGAGAAAGCUGGCUUGGAGUGAAGAUUGUUCUAUGCUAGCUUGUUCUUACAGCUCUGGGGACAUAGUUGUUUUUGCCCUUGCUGGAGAACUUCUCUUCACAAUUCCGAAGACCCUUAGGACCAUUCCCUCAGAUCUCAGUGAUAGCAUCACUGGACUUGUUUUUAUUGAACAUAAACACAGCUCACAGUGGUCUGCAGAGCUCUUGGUGAUAAAUUUCAGCGGUACACUGAACAACUACCUGGUCAGUGCAACAAAUGGCUUUCAAAAGAACUACAGCUUCUCCUUUGCCAACAUUCUUCCUCAUGGAGUAUGCAGUGUUGUUUACCAUCCUAAACACAGCCUGUUGAUAAUUGGUAGUCUAACAAGUCAAGGACAGAGAGCUUCAGCAGAUGAGCUUUGUCCAGCUUCUCUCUAUGGUUUGACUACUUGGAGGAUUCUCUCAGGAUUUCCCCAUUUUAAUCUCAUUGAAGAUGAAGGCACAGCUUUGAUGAAAUUUGGUUCUGGGAUACUAAAUAAACUUAGAAGUCUCCCACUGCUUAAUCCAGGAAAUGACAGACAGGAUGGUGUGGUUUACAUGUCCCUGUCUCCAGAUGGCACCAAGCUGGCUGCAUUACACUUGUCAGGAACUCUGUCUUUGUGGCAAGUACCUUCACUCAGAUGUCAGAGAAUGUGGACCAAAGAUGAACAGCCCUCAGUCAAGAAUCAUGAAGAACAUCCUGUCUUUCCAGUGUCAAAACCAUUGGAUUCUAACAAGGAUUCAUCUUUCUUUGGAUUAAUUGAUGUCAAUUGGUGGACAGAGGAGGCCUUAAUUUUGUCCCACAGUAUUGGGGCUCUUACUGUUUCCUCUGUGGAAAAGAGUCUUUAUAACUUACUUGGCAGCCACCCAGAAAUGUGUGAGCCGUGGUCUCGCAUUACUGCUGCUCAUGAUAAAGGAUUCCUCAUUCUUGAGUGUGAAAAUAAAAUCAAGAGCCUGCAGUCAAAGAUUUUACUCAAUAAUGAUGGAGAUGAUCAUGGUGAUCAGUUUGAAGGGAGAGACAGCAAGUCAGAAAGUGAUGAGGAUGAUGAGGAGGAAACAACCUUCAUGUCAAGAAAGGAAGACGGCAAGUCAGAAAGUGAUGAGGAUGAUGAUGAGGAAACAACUUUCAUGUCAAGAACAAAACAUUUUACCAAUCAGGUCCUGUUUUUCCUAACUGAAAGUGAAAGGUUUCAGCAGCCUGUGAAGAUACGAAGAGUGCUUCAGAGGACAUAUCGACUUGUGUGUUUAAGGUCAACAACACCAGAGGAACUAUAUGCCAGGAAGAUUGAGCUUGAGGAGUAUGGUGAAGCUCUUGUUCUUGCACAAACUUAUGGACUUGACAGUGACUUGGUUUAUCAGAAGCAAUGGAGGAAAUCCCCUGUCUCAGUAGCUUCAAUUCAUGAUUAUUUGAGUAAAGUGAAGAAUCGUUUGUGGGUUCUUAAUGAGUGUGUGGUGAGAGUCCCAGAAACAUAUGAGGCAGCAAAGCAGUUGCUGCUGUAUGGUCUUCAUGGAACAGAUGUUAAGGUGGUGAAAGCUUUGGGUGGUGAAAUGGGUCCUCUGCCAUUUAUAAUAAAAACAAAGAAGGAUGAAGAAGGUGAAGACAAUAAUGAGAAAAAGGAAAAGAAACUGAAGGAGGUUGAAGAGUUUCUUGAAUUUGAAAGUUUCAACCUGGAACAAAGAGGCAUCUGCAUGUAUCGCCUGAAGCUUCUUCAAUACCUUGACCGCCUUUCAACUUAUGAGGUUAUUUUGGGAGGAGUUCAUAUGGCUCAUGAGGAAUAUUGCCACACUUUCUUUGAGAGAUUUAGAGAGUUGAACAUUUUGCAAGCUGCUGUGGAGUAUGCCAGGGAGGGAAAUUGGGAAGCAUUAGAUGUUAUCUUCACUUAUCAUGGCAAAGAGACAAUUCCCCACAGGCUUGCUAUUCUUUCUAACUUUGAUGAGACAAUUCCUCCAUUUGAGUACAGCACUCUUCUUCCAGAAGCAGGUUUCCCAGCAGAGGAUCCAGAAAUUUUGGAAUGGGAUGAAAAGUCUUGGAGAGAUGUAGAUUGGGUAGAGAAUGUAAAGUGCAAAAAAAUCUUUGGUUGGGACCACAGUGACAACUCCACUGAAUUUAUUUACCUUGAAAACCCUGAUUUGCAACUGUAUAGGUGUAAACUUACUUCUGAUGUCGUGACUCAGUGGUACAGAAAUAGAGCUUGUGAGAUAGAACAUCGCUCCCAGCAGGUAGAGAACUCUUUGCAACUAAUAAAGCUUGGAAUGGAAAGAAGAAUCAAGGGGCUUGAAGAUCUUCAGGAUGAUCUUGUUACACUUGAAGUGCUGAUAUAUGAGAGUUGUGCAGAUGUGUAUCUCAAUUUGGAGAGUUUUCAAAGCAUGAAUGAACUGGAAAAGCUGAGGAUGCUGUUGAAGAAGUCUACAGAGGAAUCAUUCAUUGUUGACUUCAAGAGCUGGGUCCUUCCGUUUUUGCAACGUCUAAGAAGACGCAAAAAGAAAUCUCAAGUGAAUCUGAUCCAUCACUAUUUAACAGACAUUGCCAAGACUGACCUGACCUAUGUGCUCAAAAUCUUCCAGAAUUCCACUCCAGAGAUCAAAGAACCUAUCAUAGCAGAUGUAGCCGAACAGAUGAAACUUGCACUGGUUUGCAUUUAUAUCACAAAAAGGUUUGAUCAGCUGAGUUUGGCCUUCAGUAUUCUGGAAUGUCUUCCAAGCAGCAGUGAGGAUGUUCUUUCAGAUCAGAUCCGUGAAUUAAACAAAAAAGUUGAUCAACUGGAGGUGCACUUGUGUGCCACUGAGACUCUAGCCAAACAUGGUCUUGAAAAGCCAGUGUCAUUUGUCCUUGACACCCAUAAUAACUCAGAAGAAACCACAUCUCUAAUGGUAAACAUAACAGAGGCUGCAGCCAAACAGAGUCCACCAUUAAAGGAAGCUCAGUGGAUUGGACUCCUUGGUGACAUGUUGACCCUUCAAAAAGAAGUUUACACUUGCAUUGAGCCAUCUGUGUGUUAUGAGAUCUACACAGAGACACUAUUGCAUUCUGGCAGACAAGAGUGUAUCCAGCUUGCAGGGCAGAUGAUCUGUAAGACAGCUAUGGAGGAUGACUACCCAGAGCCAACUAACCCUGUUACUGGUCCACGUAUCAAGUGUUCCAGAGGCAUAGAGCUUGUUUUAGAAGCUUCAAAAGAGUAUUUUAACUCCUCAGCUGAUCUGACUGACAAGGCCAUGGAUCUUGCAAGGGACUGUUUGAAUCUUAUUGAGGAUCGCUCAGCAGCCCUGCAGGAAGAGUUUGAUUUGAUUGCUGCCUUGGCACUGCUAGAUGAUUUUGGUAUCACAAUUCUCCCUUUGCAAGUGCGUUUGUGUGAAGAUAAACUCACUCUGAUCAGACAAGUGUUACAAUCAUCAACCUUAGCCUAUAAAAAGAAGCAAAAGAUUUUACAUUUAGCAAGCCUCCUUCAGAUCUCAGGCUCAGAUGAAAAAUUGCGGUAUGGCCGUGUGCUCAUGUUGACUGCUGAGUCUGCCAUUCAGGCCCUUCACUACUCCUUUGCAUGUGCAAUAUGCCAGAAUCUAAUGACCACGGACUACAGCUCUGUAUGGACCAUCUGCAGGAUUCUUGGAGAGUGUGAAGAGUUUAAAGACCUCAAAGCAAGGCAAAGCCUUUUAGCGUUUGCCCUUACUCACUGCUUACCAGAUGAAUUGGAGUCUCUCCUUAAAUCCAGAAGUCUGCUAGAGACACAGAUUUUGUAUCAAGAUUUGAAUCAGCACAUGCAAGUGACAGAUCAGGGAAUGGAAUCUUCUUCAGAUCAGAGUCUCUUGACACAAUCUAAAUCCUUGCUGUCAGCUGUAGGCCACAAUAAAUUUUGGAAGAGCACUAUGAAAUGGAUCAGACCGCUUCAGGAUGAUCAGAUGACAUUAUCCAACAGUGAACUAAUCAAACCAACCUCACAGGCCAUAAACACACACCGAUUUCACCCUUUUUAUCAGUCACUGGUGGAAAGAAAUUUGACAAGAAUGAAAGAGGAUAAAUUACCAUAUGAAGAACACAUUGCAAAGCAGAUGGCAAACAAGCCUCUGCUUUUCAGUCGUUGUUUACUAAGGACACAGAAGCUGUCUGAGAGUAGAUGUGAAGGAGAGAUUGUUGAGCCUACUGAUGAAGUUUUAAUACAGUUAGCAGAGUCAAUUCUAGAAGAAGACACUACUCUUGGGAUAGGAUAUUUAUUGGCACUACACGAGGCAUCAGAAGUGAAUGAAUUUUUCAGCAGUUUUGGCAAUAGUUACCUAUGUCUUCACAUGGCAGCAUACUGCUUUGCUGUUAGCACCUACAGCAUCCUUCAACCUUCGCUGUCAACUCAUCAAGCUGAUGUUUACCAUCACUUGCCGUCUGACAUUACCGAUCAUGUCAUGAGUCACAUCACUGCUGGUCUGCACAAUAACUGGCCGAAAAAGUCACAGGAUUUUGCAAAUUUCCUCGUCCAGUAUCACAACCAUAUGGCUGACUUUACCCAGGGACAACUGCUCCAGAGCUUGGGAAAGGGAGUUGACAUAGGUCGUUUUGCACAGGAUCCAGAGUAUAAGCGAGAGACCAUCCUGGGAUUAGCCAUGGCACUUGAGGAAGAAGUUUUCAGCACUGCAAUGUCUUUAGCUGAACGUUAUGAUGUGUCCAAAUGGGAGAUGUUUAUGACACAUUUGGAAAGUCUCUUCUUGGACAGCAACUUGUCAACAAAAGAGAUUCAAGAAAGAGUUAACAAACUUGAAAUCAUGAACACCUUACUUCAGGAUCCAAGCAAAGUACUGGAACGAAUGCAAGAGAAUGUGUAUGUGACAAUUGAUGGCACCAAACAAGCUAGGUUGAUUUACUACUAUAUGUUGCUUGAACACUGUGAGGAGAAAGAUAACACCUUAAAGGAUAAGAUAGAUGCUCAGACUCAUCUCAGAAUACUGAAGAAAAUAAAAUCUGCUGCCCCUGGUCUGGAUUAUAAAAAACUCACCACAGUAGACUCACCUCUUCAGGUGCUAAAGCCUGUGCUGACAGAAGCCAAUUUUAAUUUGUUGGCAAAGCUAGCAACAAAGAUCCCUACCAAGGAUGGUAGCUCUCUAGAAUCUUCAAGUGUGUACAGAGUCUAUGUAGAGAAACUCUUUUGGGAAGGAGAGCAGAAGGCUAAAGAAAGUGAAGCAGAUCAACCAGUUGACUGGUCUCAGCGUUAUGAUAUAUGUCACAAACAGCUACCUCGCCUUUCGGCUCAAGGCAUUCAACAGUUUGUUGAUUCUAUAACAUUCAGUGAGUUAGCUGUGGACACCAUACCAGUUGAGAACAGGGUAGAAAUUGUGAACAGAGCCUUGAGAUUUGUUCGACAACAAGAUGCUGCCCUGAAGAAAAAGGGAAUCAGUGAUACCCAGGAUGAAAGUGGUCUGGGGCAGAAUGUUUCCUUUGGGCAAGUCAUAAACCAUUUGGAACAGUCUUGUAGACACCUGGAGUCCCUUGCCGAUCCCCUUAUUUAUGAAUUGACAGAACAUGACGAGGAGAUGGGUACAAGCUAUGCUCGACUGUUUGCACUGUCCCGAUCUGAACCACUUGAGAUCUGUGAGCUAGUGUCACUUAUGCUGAUUGGAGGUGCAUCUUUGGACAUGAUCAAUGAGCUCCUUUUGCUAGCCUCUCGCCAAAAACCACAGACAGGAAGGGUGGGAAAAGCAGUACAGCAAACCCUUAAAGUUGUGCUGGAAUCUUUCAGUGAAACAACAAAAUCUUCUCAUCCCUGGCUUGGCAACAAGAGACCCAUUGAUGUUUUAAGGACAAUUCUUCAGACAGUAAGCAUGCAUGUUGAAAAGGGAGGAACAAUGACCAAUCAAGAGGAUGUAUUGGAGUGUUUACGACCUUUCUGUGCAGAUGUAGCUGUGCCUGCUGCAAUAAAGACUGAAGUUCUUCAGUUAAUGGAAGAGUCCUUUGACCUCAGCGGAGAAGACACAUUUCUUUUGAUAUUUUAUCAAACUGAUGCCAUUGUGUCGUCAACAUGGAACAGAAAGCUUAUACUGGAAGACAUUGAUAGUGAUACUAAGAGGCACCGACUGUUUGAGAUUCUUUUGAGUGAAAGCCUCUCUCUCUCACAGCUGCUUUGUUUGGGAACCCUCUUGCAGAUAUGGCCUGUUCUUGCAGCUACAGAACUCAAUGAGGAACCAUCAGCAAACCCUUGGGUGCAACUAAUGGACAAAAUUAUUCGAUGUCAUGGUGAUGGAGAGAGUGUGAUUGACAUGUUAAAACAGCUCUGCCGUACAACAAGUCUCACCAUAGAGUGCUGCUCUCAUGUGUACAAUUUGAUGUUGCUUAAGUGCAAAACCCUCUAUGCAUUGAAAUUUGCCUUGGUUUCAAAGAUGGAAGCUAUGCAUCACCUUGCAUUAGAAAACAUGAAGAGUCUCAAGGCCAACUCAAAUUCCUAUGAUGAUGAACUCCUGGAACUUAUUAUUUCUCUUGGCCUAACAGCAGAUGUUGCAAAAACACCCUUCCUAACCUCUCUGAUCAGCUAUGUUACCAGCCACCCUGAUGGACCUGUGGACACUGAGGCAGUUGAAGAGACAACUGAAUUAUCUCAUGCAGGUGCACGAGUCAAACUGGUUGCCUCCCAGUUACAGGCCGCUGGCCACUGGGGUGAGGCAGGAACAUUAAUGUUGAAUUAUCACGGAACACAUCCAGCUUUGAGGACCUUUGAUGGUGCACUGGGUGCCUUGUCAAGAUGGCUCAGAAGAUAAAAAUGUUCCACUAUGCCAUCGACCUUUGCAUGUGUUAUCAAGAACUAAUCUGGGUUUGAACUCUUCUUGUGCUGAAGCAAAUUAUUUAAAUUAGGAAUUGAGCUUCAUGAAGAGUUCCAGAAAAAGCACCGUGAUGGUAAUUUUUUGUUUGGAUGUCUUUGGAUGUAUUAGGGGUGGGAACAAACUCUUUGGAGGGGUGUGAGGUACAAGCAGGCAAAGUCUGCAAGAAGUGCAAUUUCAAUUUGGCUGCAUGUAUCGAUAUCAAUAACCAGUUUAUCUUUAAAGGCUUAACUGCCACAGAGAUAGCUCUGCCAACUGAGCUGCUCCUUUAAGGCCAUUAAAAAUUUGCUCAAGUCUUGUAGUGCAAUCUUGUUCCUUGAUAACUGCAGUUCUACUUAGUCUGGCCUAUAUGCAGGGGCAAUAUUCUGAUGUGAACCAAAAAGAAUAUGUUGGAUUUUAGAAAAAGUAACGCAAUUGAUUUAACAAAAGUCACUAUUAAUAAUAAUUAUGUUAGUCUUCCACAAGACCAAAAUACAAGUCUGGAAUGAUCAUGGAAUUUUAAAUUGAUUGAUGGAUGUUUGCCUGUAAAGCAUUAAAUUAUUGGUUUCUGUCAAA
Molecule: messenger RNA, 7747 nt
Organism: Stylophora pistillata
Lineage: Eukaryota; Metazoa; Cnidaria; Anthozoa; Scleractinia; Pocilloporidae
Product: NBAS subunit of NRZ tethering complex
Biological process (GO): retrograde vesicle-mediated transport, Golgi to endoplasmic reticulum
Cellular component (GO): Dsl1/NZR complex
Molecular function (GO): SNARE binding
Source: RefSeq, a predicted model, not a curated record